This is a messenger RNA of Anneissia japonica, 2809 nucleotides long. RefSeq names its product tubulin epsilon chain-like. Gene Ontology annotation, cellular component: microtubule; cytoplasm. Gene Ontology annotation, biological process: microtubule cytoskeleton organization; mitotic cell cycle. Gene Ontology annotation, molecular function: GTP binding; structural constituent of cytoskeleton. The transcript is spliced from 2 exons. NCBI's taxonomy places the organism in Eukaryota, Metazoa, Echinodermata, Crinoidea, Comatulida, Comatulidae. Bases 123 to 1457 code for a protein of 444 amino acids. The record is from RefSeq and is a predicted model, not a curated record.
GCAGUUUUGUACUCUUUGAGAAAAGCUAGAAUUGGUGGCGCACUUCAUGUCAUAUCGUUGAAUUCUACAGUGCAUACGAGAGGACGACGACAGGUUCAAGAAGCACAGCACAGACAAUUAAAAUGACACAAUCUAUAGUGAUCCAAGUUGGGCAGUGUGGCAACCAGAUUGGAUGUCGGUUUUGGGAUCUUGCAUUACAAGAACAUGCUCAGUAUAGCAAACUUGGUAGUAAGGACGAUUCUUGGAAGAGCUUCUUCAGACAUUCAAAAUCAGAUGGAUUAUCAGACAACUUAAGUGAAUCAAUAAAGGCAAGGGCAGUGCUAGUGGACAUGGAGGAAGGUGUGAUUAACCAGGUGUUAAAAGGCCCUUUGUCUAAACUUCUUGACCAAAAACAACUUUUGACUGAUGUUUCUGGUGCGGGAAAUAAUUGGGCUACAGGACAUUUACAUUUUGGCAUGCAGUAUAGAGAUAGGCUAGAAGAAUGCGUACGACAUGCUGCUGAACAAUGCGACUGUCUCCAGUGCUUCUUUUUGUUCCAUUCCUUGGGUGGAGGAACAGGGUCUGGUGUUGGCACUUCAAUACUGUUGCUAUUACAAGAUAAUUACCCAGAUAUUUAUCGUUUUGUUACUGCAGUGUAUCCAUCAGCUGAUGACGAUGUUGUAACGUCUCCAUAUAAUGCGGUCCUUGCCAUGCAUCAGUUAACUGAGCAUGCAGAUUGUGUUUUACCUUUUGAGAAUCAAGCCCUUAUGGAUAUUACAACAAAAUUUGGAAACAUGAAAGAAAAAACUGAUCAGAAUCCUUAUGACAACAUGAAUGACAUUGUUGGUAAGAUGUUGCUGAAUAUUACCAGUUCAUCUCGAUUUGAGGGUGCUCUGAAUGUGGAUUUGAAUGAAAUUGCAACAAAUCUAGUGCCAUUUCCGAGGAUGCAUUACUUAGUCUCAAGUCAGACUCCACUCAGUCCAGAAGGAUCCAGAAUUCCAAUAAGGAAACUAGAUCAACUCUUCACUGAUGUCUUCCUCAGGGAGUACCAGAUGAUCAAAGCAGACCCUAGAAAUUCUUUGUAUCUUUCUUGCGCUUUAAUCUGUCGGGGAAAAAUAGAAUUGUCUGAUCUUAGACGGAAUGUCGACCGAUUGAGACCAUCCUUAAACUUCAUCCAUUGGAACACAGAAGGAUGGAAGACUGGUCUGUGUUCUGUAGCACCAGUGGGGCAGCAGCAAGCUCUAGUCGCCCUCUCCAACAAUACAUGUAUCCAUCACAGUAUGCAGAAUCUGAAAGACCGCUUUCUAAAGUUGUAUCGGCGCAAGGCCCAUAUUCACCAUUAUACCAGUGUGGAUGGAAUGGAUGAUGAUCAGUUUUCACACAGUCUUGAAAGUUUGUCAUCACUCAUACAAGAUUACAACAGUUUAGAGAGUGGCAGUCUACCCUCUGUUGCAGCACCCAUAAUUAUUGCAAAUUGAUAAUUAAAAUAAACCUCAUGAUCUGACUUUGUAAAUGUAAUUUGAUAAAUACUAAAAAUAUUAACUGAUAGGGUAUAAGCAGCACAUUAGAAACCAACAAAUUCAGUGAAAAUGUACAUUUUCUUGAAUUUUACGAACAAUGGACCUUUCUGCCAAGCCUUGUGCCCCUUGGAUAUUGUUGCUAAUUCCACUAAAAGAUAGCAUUAAUGUACAUGAAUGAAUGUCACCUUCGUUAAGUUAAUUACUUAAUUAAAUAAAACACCAUCCAUCUUCAAUCCAUCCAUCUUCUUUGUUAUAAUAUUUACACUUCUCAGGAGUGAUGAAGUAAAAUGUUUGUAUCUGUAUUAUAUAUUUAUGCUAUUCCACUCUUUAGUACAAUAUAUUUAUUUGUCUACGCAAAAAAACCUGGCUUUAAGGGGUAAUCCAUUAUUUUCAUCAUUUUCACGAGCGUGCAAAGCAUACGCUGGUGUGUGUACGCUUUUAAAAAAGUACAAAAAAAUGAUGAUUUGGAAAUGUUGGCCUACGUUUUUGUACCUAGCAAUUCCCCAUGGCAGCCAAAGUUUACUGUUAACUUGCAGCAUAAAUUCACCAGAAAGGAUAAGUUUAUCAGUUGUUUAUACACAGCUUCAUCUUGCAUCCCUGAUUAACUAUGUGUUGAAAAGUAUUGUGUACAUAUAAACAAAUUAAAAAUACAAGGUAAAUGCACUCUAGCUCCGUAAAUUUGAAUAAACUGUAAGCCAGUAUUCCAAGGAACUACAGCUUGACAGCACUGGGCAAAUGGGACCACGUGCUUCACUGUGCUGUGGUGGGCUACCUAUUUCUUCUCCCUUCUUCUACUUCACUAGGCCUACAUUGCUACCUUUUAAAUUCAAUGAGCCUACAUCAAUCACUCUAUUUAACAUUUUAUAACACAUGGAAGAAUUCCAUCUAGUCUUUAAUUGAAUAUACUGUGAAAGGUUCUUUGAUUUAUAGACUGUCAUGUAAGUUUCAAAAAACCUUUAGUCUAUCAUCAAAGAACCUUUCAUAGUAUAUUUUAUAACACAAUUUAAAUAUUUGUAUUCCAUGGAUACUCAUGAUGACAUAACUUUUACGUGUUCCCUGGUACUAAAUUCAACACCAUCACUCCACAAUCUUGAUUCAAGCCUAAGAUAUUGAGCAUGAGGCAGUAAAUUAAUUGGCCCUCAUCAAAAAAAAAUAAAAAAAUACAACAACAAAUCACGUGCUACUAAUCAAGGUGAAACGUUACCCAUGUUUUCUUGUGUGUCAAUUUUUUUCUAAAACUUGCUUUCUACUUUGUCUCAAUAUUCAAUUAUUUUGUCUAUGUGAUAAUAAUAAAUUUAAACAAAAUAAAA